Molecule: messenger RNA, 2944 nt
Organism: Phalaenopsis equestris
Lineage: Eukaryota; Viridiplantae; Streptophyta; Magnoliopsida; Asparagales; Orchidaceae
Exons: 4
Coding region: 534-2846 (770 amino acids)
Molecular function (GO): protein dimerization activity
Source: RefSeq, a predicted model, not a curated record
GUCUCGUGUCCGGAUACACGUAGGUGUGACACUCCUUUGCCAAUGUCGGAGAACUCGAAACCCUAACAAUCGUCGAUGCGACUGAUCUUAAUCUCCCCGCCAUUAGGUUUAUAUCUCCCUUAUCAAAGGCGACGACGCUAAUGGCGCUGGAAACCCUUAAUCCUCAGUGUUCCCUCUUUUUAUCUUCCACGAAGGCAGCCACCAGCCGAAGUAACCCUGCCGCCGAUUCUUCGAGCUGAACUCUUCGAUGUGAUUCCGACUCAAAGGAUCUUCCCCGCUCCAUCCAGCAGUUCACUGGAAACUUUCGCGCUUCGAGUCAAUCAUUGAAAGUUGGGUAGGGACAAUAUAAACUUUUUGGUAAUCAAUUCCCAAAACUUUUUCCGUGAUGCAAUUUGUGGAGAUCGAAUUGGAUUUCCUGAGCUAGGAACACAUGAAAUUUCAUUUCGGUGCUGCCCAUCACUCUCGGUCAUGCUUUUUCGACAGAUAUUCGUUGCGUUAGCUCUUGUUGCCAGAAUCAUUAUACACUAUAGAAAAUGUCUGCAGACCGUCCUUUCGAUCCGGAACAUCCCGGGGUUGACGAUGGGAGAAUCGAGUUCUCAUCGAUUGGGGAAGGGCAUUUUAUUUUUGAAGAUAAAAAUUUGGUCUACAGCGAAGAAGAUCAAGCACAGCAUGAGCUUGAGGCACAGUUAGCGGAGGAAAGCCACACUGAUGUUAAUGCAACUGUUUUAUGGAAACACGUGGUAAAAGGAAGGAAAUGUGGGAAUUCUCAUGGAGGUUCCCAUGUUUUUAAAUGCAAACAUUGCCAAAAGAUAUAUCAUGGCACUUAUACUCGAGUUUACGCGCACUUGAUGGGACAUAAAAAAGGCGAAAGUAAAGGGAUCGGUUAUUGUUCCAUCGUGAAGGCCGACAAAAACCUUCAACUCCAAAUAAAGCGAGAAGUCGAGCAAGUUGAGAGCUCACCAAAUGUGGUUCCAUUGAAGAAAUCGAAACUCAAUGCCAGCUCUGGGGCUACGUCGCAGGGACCUUCAUUAGCCUUGUCAUAUGCAGGCUCGUUCGAGAAAGAUUCCUUGACGCAAGACCGAGAUGAUGUUGAUUCUAAGGUGAUUCGUUGUUUAUGUGCGAAUGGUAUCCCUUUUGAUGUACUAAGGUCACCUUAUUGGGAUGAAAUGGUAUCAGCAAUAAGUAAAGAACCCGGUUAUAAGAGCCCAUCAUGCGAAAGGGCUUCCACCAUUCUAUUGCAAAAUGAGAGGAUCCGAGUCGAAAGCGAGCUUGAUAUUUUCAAGCAAAAGUGGUCUCAUUAUGGAAUUUCAAUCCAAACGAGCGGGUGGAUGGAUACCAAACAUCGACCGUUAAUCAAUCUAAUUGCAUCAAAUCAAUUUGGAUCGAUGUUUCUACAUGCUCUUGACUUUCUAGUCAUCGAGAAAUCUCAUAAAAGAAUCACUCACUACAUGAUGGAUGCAAUUGAGAAGGUUGGCCCUUAUAAUGUUGUUCAGUUGAUUACGGACAAUUCGUCUCAUUGCAGAGCUGUAGGCGAGGAUGUAAUGAAGGCAUAUCCACACAUAUUUUGGACCCCCUGUAUUGUUCACACUCUAACUUUGGUUUUGAAGGAUGUAAUUAAAGAAUUACGUUGGCUGAAGGAAAUAUAUUUGAAUGCAAAAGCUAUUGUGAGAUACAUUAUAUAUCACUUUAAUGCAGCUGAGGAUUUUUUUAAUUAUUCAAAAUUAGAGUUACUAAAAUCUGCUACAAGACCUUAUGGUUUCUAUUAUAUUUUUCACAUUUUAUUUGAUGUAAGAGAGACUUUAGUGGCUGCUGUUUUAUCUGAUCAAUGGGACAUAUGGUCUAGACUACCUAUACUUGAUGAGAAAGUUCAGCUUUGUGGAGAAAGUGUGAAGGAAGGUGUUUUGUCAGAGGAUUUUUGGAAAGGGGUACAAUUGGCAUUAUCAAUUGCUAAACCAAUAUUCAAAAUGAUUAAAUUUACAGACCAAGAAGGCCCCUUAAUUGGAGAAAUUUGUGAGAGAAUGGACAAUAUGUUGGGAGAAAUUCAAGAUAAUUUAAAAAAACAUGAGGAUAUGUUUAUGAUUGUGAAGGAAAAACUUCAUUCUAGAUGGACGAAAAAUGAUGUUCCAAUGCAAUGCUUGGCGUACGCUCUUACUCCAAAAUACUAUGAUGAAGACUUCAUUCAAACUUCCACAUCUGGUGGUAGAAAGAGGCGCCCUCCAGACCAGGAUGAUGAUAUAUUCGAAGGAGCGAUGGCCGCGAUAUGUAAAAUGCAUCCAAACGAUGAUCGUGCAGACACCGUUCGGGUACAGUUUUUAUUAUUCGUGGAGAAGAAGGGUAAGUUUUCAUCUCCGACAGCGAAGCGGGAUGCUCGAAAUCCCAAAAUCAAUGUUUUACAGUGGUGGAAGUUCCACGGGGGUGACACGAAAGAAUUGAGAGACAUGGCAUUUCGAGUGCUUGCCCAACCAAUCAGUGCCUACUCGGUCGAAAAACCAUGGAGCACCUAUAGUUUCAUCCAUCACGCUAAAAGAAAUCAAUUGAAUGAAAGCCAAGCUGAUGAUUUGAUGUUUGUCCACUCAAAUUUGAGAUUGCUGUUAAGAUUUAAUCAAAAUUACCAGUAUGGGCAGCAUAGAAAAUGGGAUGCAAAUCCUGGAAAUAUUCUUAUGGAUGAAUCUCCUUUGUGGGAAGAAAUGCAUGAAGAUGAGAGUUCUUUUCUGAGCCAAACUUCUACUACUCAUAGUUCUAUACAAGAGCUCCUAAGAAUCAUUGAAGAUGUUCCUUCAAACUAUAAUCAAUCUGCUGAGGGUUCCAGGCUUGAUUCGACUGGUAAGACAAAGAAAUUCCUGUAAUGUAUUUAUAUUUUGGUUUUAUUCUGUAAUAUUGUUUGAGAUCUACUGUAGACAGCAAGUUCCUGUAAAUAUAUUGGUUUUAUGAAUCAUGGUAGAAA